Acaulospora morrowiae is the source of this 335-nucleotide messenger RNA. The record is from the annotation of a GenBank genome assembly. NCBI's taxonomy places the organism in Eukaryota, Fungi, Glomeromycota, Glomeromycetes, Diversisporales, Acaulosporaceae.
AAUGAUCACGAGAAAUUACAGAGCAAGCGGAUAAAGAAGAAUGAAAAUGUUGCGGAUCCCCUUCCUGAUGACCAAAUAUACGCGAAAAAUCCACUCGAAUCACCUUGGUUUUUGCUAAUUUCUGAAAGAAUCUCAUAUAUUAUAGAUGUAGAUAUUGAGUCUGAAUAUUGUGAUGCCAGAAAAAGGUACAAGAUUCUUUAUUCAUGGGGAGAUGUAAUUGAUAAGGUCGAUUUCAGAGAUACAUCGAAAGAGGAUUGGAUUGUUGAAAGAUACAAUCUUUCGGAUGAAUUUCGGAAAUUUCAAAAGUUAACAAUUCGACAGAUUAAAGAAAACCC